Molecule: messenger RNA, 1146 nt
Organism: Helianthus annuus (common sunflower)
Lineage: Eukaryota; Viridiplantae; Streptophyta; Magnoliopsida; Asterales; Asteraceae
Exons: 2
Coding region: 576-974 (132 amino acids)
Source: RefSeq, a predicted model, not a curated record
AAACUGCUGCAAACAUGGAACCUACAAAACUUCUAAUUCUAAACUAAUAUAACAACAAAUUCUCAAUAAACAAAACCUUAAAAUUGAUGAAACAUACAAUAAAGUGAAAUAAUCAAAAUACAUGCUGCAAACGUGAUGGACGGUGGCCGUGUGGAGGAGCAAAGGAGGAGGUGACAGUGGCGCUGUGGAGGAGGAAACGAUGGCUAUGUGGAGGAGCAGAAGAGGUGACAAUGACGGAGAUUUGUGGAUGAGAGGAGAUGAGAGGAGAGGAAUGGGGCUGUGGAAGAAGAUGGGUUUUUUGUUAGGGCACAAUUGUCACAAGUAUCAUUCAGAGUUUAGUCAACUCCACCCAUGUAUGACUCGGUCAGACACAAAUAAGAGGCUGGGUAAGUUUUAAGAGAGGUGAAACAAACAAUCUGAAAUCUGACUCAAUCAGACAUGGGGUAUUAAGAGACUAUUAAGAUGCAAACAAACAGGGCCUAACUCAAGAUGCUGGUUUGGACUUUGGACGGAGAUUUCAUUUGGGUUUUUACUUUUUAGAACUCCAAAACACUUGAAAUCCCAAACCAAAAGCGAUGGGUAAUUUGGACGGAGAUUCUUCUGCUGUUCGGAAUGAAAAACCUGCAACAAGUAAUCGUCCCCUUUCUAUGGUUAAUCAACGCCCAAAACUGAUGUUUGUGAUAUAUGCUGGAAUACUUCUUAUGAUGUACAAUCCCAUGGUUCAGAUUCUUCGAUGGAAGUAUCAAGGAAGAAACGAAACCCCUUUCGAAACUCAGAGUUUCCUCAUCUAUACAUCUGUAUUUGCAUUUCUUAUCGCGGGUUUAACGUCAGCGUUUUCGCUUCAUUAUUAUCUAACAAACUCUACCAGAAAACAAUCCUUAUCUCCUUUGCUCUACAGGAUCAUUAACAUUGUGUUUCCCGUCUCGGCUGUUGUUGCUCAUCUCUCGCUCGUGUUGAUACUAAUCAUAGAUUGAAUUGGAUUAGGGACUAUGAAAUGGUUGUUAUGGUUGCUUGUGGUUUUCUGAGUGAUGUUACAAAGAUAACUGCUACCAGUUAGUUAUGAUGUUUUAUGUUAUAUAGUUAUGUAAUGUUAGUGUUAUUGAUUGAAUGCCUCGGAUCCAGGCGUACCAAAUCUCACAUUUUGAA